Larimichthys crocea (large yellow croaker) is the source of this 3961-nucleotide messenger RNA. RefSeq names its product wingless-type MMTV integration site family, member 3A (gene wnt3a). Gene Ontology annotation, molecular function: cytokine activity; frizzled binding. The coding region runs from base 488 to 1597 and encodes 369 amino acids. The record is from RefSeq and is a predicted model, not a curated record. Lineage: Eukaryota; Metazoa; Chordata; Actinopteri; Sciaenidae. Gene Ontology annotation, biological process: neuron differentiation; multicellular organism development; cell fate commitment. Gene Ontology annotation, cellular component: extracellular region. The transcript is spliced from 4 exons.
GAAGCUUCAAGCCAGGGAGUGAAAUCCGGACAGGUUGUUAUAGCUACGCAAUCCACAGGGGUUCCGAUGUCUAUUUAAAACCCCUCAGACCCUCCCUCUCUCCUUUAAACAACAUUAUAUAUCACACACACUGCAUGCUAAUGCGACCAAUUCUCAAUGAGCACUAAAACACAUCUUAAAAUUAGCUCAUUCUGCUGUCUGAGUUCAAACUGCCUGACAAGGCAACAGAGGGAACAUAUCAUCAGAAUUCCCCCUUUGGCAAUACCUGCUGAUUGGGUCCUAAAAAAAAAAAGCAAGCAGCUUUUAACUUUUAAUAUUUGGCUCCCGACUCCUGCCACGAGUAGUCGCGAAAGAUAGAUUCUCCCUCAAUUGUUUUCUUUUUUUCUUUUCUCUUAUUUUUUGUGGGAUAGAAAUAAAAAGAAAAAUCAUCAGCGCAGAAUCGGGUUUUGUUCCUUCUUGCUCUUGAGUUAAAAUCUCAGUGCGCGUAAUGAGCGCGCAUGCUGGCUUUCUACUGGAGAAGUUUUGUGAAACUUUAAGGAUGAUAUACCUUGGAUGUUUCCUGUUGCUCUGUGGGCUUACGCAUGUCAUGGCAAGUUAUCCCAUCUGGUGGUCACUAGCAGUGGGCCACCAGUACUCAUCGUUGGGCACUCAACCUAUCCUCUGUGGCAGCAUCCCGGGUCUGGUGCCCAAGCAGCUGCGUUUCUGCCGGAACUACGUGGAAAUUAUGCCCAGUGUGGCUGAGGGGGUGAAGAUUGGCAUACAGGAGUGCCAGCACCAGUUCAGAGGCCGACGCUGGAACUGUACCACGGUCAACGACAAUCUGGCUAUUUUUGGGCCAGUGUUAGAUAAAGCAACUCGAGAGUCAGCAUUUGUUCAUGCUAUCGCCUCGGCGGGAGUGGCAUUUGCAGUGACCCGUGCCUGUGCUGAGGGUUCAGCCACCAUAUGCGGAUGCGACACACGCCACAAGGGCCCCCCUGGUGAGGGAUGGAAAUGGGGUGGUUGCAGCGAGGACGUGGAGUUUGGGAGCAUGGUGUCCCGAGAGUUUGCUGAUGCAAGAGAGAAUCGGCCUGAUGCACGCUCAGCCAUGAACCGCCAUAACAAUGAGGCAGGAAGAAUGUCACUCAAUGACAACAUGUUCCUGAAGUGUAAGUGCCAUGGGCUCUCGGGCAGCUGCGAGGUCAAGACAUGCUGGUGGUCUCAGCCUGACUUUAGAGUCAUUGGUGACUACAUGAAGGAUAAGUAUGACAGCGCAUCAGAAAUGGUGGUGGAGAAGCAUAAGGAGUCCCGUGGAUGGGUGGAGACCCUGAGACCCAAGUACAACUACUUCAAACCCCCGACAGAGCGUGACCUGGUUUAUUAUGAAAGCUCACCCAAUUUCUGCGACCCCAACCCUGAGACCGGCUCCUUUGGCACCCGUGAUCGUGUCUGCAACCUGACGUCCCAUGGCAUAGACGGGUGCGACCUCCUCUGCUGCGGCCGAGGUCACAAUACCAGGACUGAGAAGAGAAAGGAGAAAUGCCACUGCAUUUUCCACUGGUGCUGCUAUGUCAGCUGUCAGGAGUGUGUGAGAGUCUACGAUGUACACACCUGCAAAUAAAGACGUCUGGUUAUCGCCUUUUCUCACCAAAAUUUUAAAAUCUUCAGUAGGCAGAAGAACAAAUGCAGCUUAUCUACAAGACAUGAGAGACUGUGAAGCUGUCUGAUCUGUUUAUGGAUACCAGUGGCAGACAAAACAGCCUUGUGUUGUUGUGCUGUGAUGCUAAAAAGAGCCAGUCUCUGCCUCAAUCAGCUGAAACAGUUAAGUAGAUGUUGACAUCACAAAAGCAUCAUCCAUAUGAACUGUGAUGAUGGCGAUGAUGACAACAAUGUUGAUAUCUCUAGCGAUGAUGAAAGAGUUUUCAUGUACUGACGUAGGAAAAGGAGAACUGUCGGCUAAUUGACAAACACCAUAUUGGUGAUUUUUUUUUUUUUUUGCUUUUAUGUGUUCCAUGUAGUUACUUUUGUUGAGAAUAGUACAGCACUGCCAAUGCUUUCAAGUCUGCGGGGCAAACAAUGAAAAUGUCACAUUUUCACCAAUGUUUAACCAUCAUUUGUUUUUGCCACAAGAAGCAAUUGACACGAUCAGACACUCAACAGCAUGCAUUCUCCUCAACAUUAAGUAUGUAUGUGUAUAUCUGAAAACUAACAUUAUUGUCGUGUGAAUGUGUUUUUUUUGUUGUUGUUUUUUUAUAGUGUUAAUAUGUUACUGAUGUUUGGGUAAGAAUGCACUUGCACCUGAGUGAAUGUAGUUAUUAUGCUGCAAUGUGUUUACAUAUUCUCAAAUUCUUAAGCUAACGAGUUAAUAUGUGCUUUAAAUGACUAAGAGAGUAGACACGAGCCACAUCAACUGAACAUCGGCAAAACAAGAAUAUAUACGGCCUGCACGUUUCCUGAAACACCUGAAAACACUGGACGCUUUUUCUUAGGAGUAACAAUGCUUUGAACAACAUCCAGUUAUGACCAAAGACAAGAAAAGAAAACCUACUGUAAGUCUGUGGUGGUCAGAGAGAGCUGUAAACGAAUCUGAAACGUCAGCACUUGUGUCCCGUUGAGAAAUAUGAAGCAUGUUCUCCUUGUUUUUAUCAGUAUUAGCAGUGUCUCAUGUGACCGGUUGUGGGGAAAACUGUUAUUUAUGAAAGGGGUAUUCCCACUAUAUUUUUGUUUCAUUUACACAUAUGAUAUUCUUUUAUUUUGAUAUUUGAUGAAAUAGAGGUAAAUUCUGUACUCCCCGGUAAAAUAAAACACAAAUCGCAAACUAAGCUGUAUCAUAUAAGCUCUGUGUAAUGCAGUAAAAUUUGCAGUUUUAGUAAAAUGAUGACCAAAACCUGUGCAUGUGAUGACUCUCAGCUGUGGCUUCUUGUUCCCCAAACUAAACAACAAGCAGCAUCACUGAAACUAUCAAUACUUCCCUUUUUUAAUGCUGCUAAGUAAAGAUAAUAUUUGUAUGUAUGUGUAUGUGUGUGUGCAUGUUUGUGUGUGUUUAGGUCCUUACAUACAGUAUGUCUUUGUCAAUUUGUGUUAUUUGUAUAUUCUUGCAUGUAUUGAUUCUUUCUGUGAAAGAAAUCUAUUAUAUAUAGUUUGGAAAAAAUGUGAAGUUUUGACUAAUUCUUCCAUACAGUAAUUCCCAUUUUAACCAAAUAGACCAAAAUAGAGUUUAUGUUAUUUUAGUUGGUUUUGUAGUCAUGCUAAACAUCAGGGCAAAAAUGAUUCACAUUGCUCUCCCUUAAUUUGAGAAGAAAUACAACACAGUAUUUAUUUAUUUGGAAAGUGAAAAACUACUGAAAGCUGAGACAAGACGUCUAAACAAGAAACAUAAUGUUUAUGAAAAAAUGUGCGCACCAUUUCACCGAUAGCCUCGACUAUGGAGAGAUGAGUCACUGGUGAAUUAUUGUUUACAGCCAUUGUAAUGCUAUGUCUCAGGCAUGUAUAGUUCUCAGAUUUCAAUCAAAAUUGCCCACCUAUGAUUACUUUUCAUCCUGACUGAAAAUAUUAAUGAGCAGCCAUAACCAGUUUCACAUUUUAAGUCAUCUUUAAUAAACUACACAGCAAUCAUUAUCAGUACAAGAUCUGUCAUCUCGCAUUCAUUACUGUACAUUUUACAUGUGAUUUUUGCUUGUGUGGACAAUUUGCUAAUUUUUUUUGUUAAAUCCAAAGUUUUGUACAAACUAGUUUUUUGUGUUUUUAUGGAUUUCUAAAAGUUGAUGUUUUUUUAUAAUUAUUUAUUUCAUGCUAUGUACAUAUUAGUAAGUAAAAGUAUAUAUUUGCAGAAAUACAUUUUUUAAACAGUGUUGUGACUUGUAACACUGUAGCCUUUUUACCUCAUCUCUGUUUUUUCACUGACUGCACACAGGUACCGUUUGUCUUACUGCCUGUAGUAGAUUUCUAAAGUUAACUCUGUAACACCAAAAUAAAGCAUCAUAAA